This is a messenger RNA of Harpia harpyja (harpy eagle), 1568 nucleotides long. It is a transcript of the gene SARS2, whose product is annotated as seryl-tRNA synthetase 2, mitochondrial. NCBI's taxonomy places the organism in Eukaryota, Metazoa, Chordata, Aves, Accipitriformes, Accipitridae. Gene Ontology annotation, molecular function: ATP binding; tRNA binding; serine-tRNA ligase activity. Gene Ontology annotation, cellular component: mitochondrion. The transcript has 17 exons. Gene Ontology annotation, biological process: mitochondrial seryl-tRNA aminoacylation. The record is from RefSeq and is a predicted model, not a curated record.
AUGACGACACGCAUGACAGUGGCCCCUCUGCGCCUGGGGAUGCCAUGUCAGUGGCGACAGCGGCCUCUCUGCAGCCGAGGACACUGUGUCGGACGCUGGCGGCGGGCGGCCGGGCCGGGGCGGAGCCGCCUGUACGAGCACGUGCGCGAGGGCCUGAGCGCGCGGCCGCAGCUAGAGGUGGCGGCGCUGAGCGAGCGGGAGCUGGAGCGGCGGCGGGGGCCGCUGCGAGGGGGUGACCGCUGCGGGGGGGGCCCCGCCCACACCCCCCCUGUGCAGACCUGGUCCCACCUGGGGGAGGUGCGGGCCACCAUCGCCUGCCUGGAGGCCGAGAAGGGCCAGGUGGCCCAGGGCAUGCAGGCCCCGAUGGCAGCCCAAGACAAGGAGACGGCAGAGACACUCCCCGUGUACAUGGCACUGCUGGCCCACGGCUGCCAGGUCCAGCUGCAGCUGCAGGCACUGCUGGCUGAGGAGGCUGCCCUGGAUGAGCGCUUCUACCUCAAGGCCCUGCAGCUCCCCAACCACACUCACUCCGAGGCACCCAUCAGGGAUGAGAGCCAGGCCCGUGUGCUGGAGGUGGUAGGAGAGAAGCCAGUGUUUGACUUCAAGCUGAAGGGACACCUGGAGCUGGGUGAGGGACUGGACAUCAUCUGCCAGCGGCGCCUGUUGCACAUCUCGGGGCACCAUUCCUACUACCUGUGCGGGGCUGGCACGCUGCUGCAGCACGCACUCGUGCGCUUCGCCAUGGCCAAGCUGCUGCCCAAGGGCUUCCUGCCCAUGACUAUCCCUGACCUGCUGUGAGGCACCGUCUUUGAGGGCUGUGGCAUGCAGCCCAACACCACCCCCUCACCCAUCUACAACAUCAACCCCUCCCACUUUGAGGACCUCUGCCUGGAUGGCACCUCUGAGGUGGGGAUCACAGGGUACUUCAUGGACCACGCCAUGUGGCUGGAGGACUUGCCCAUCAGGGUCAUCUGCUCCAGCACCUGCUACUGGGCCGAGACCAACACAGGGCAGGAGCCGUGGGGGCUCUACCGUAUCCACCAGUUCACCAAGGUGGAGAUGUUCAGGGUGACAGCGGCAGAAAGUGGGGACGAGAGCGAGGUGCUGCUGGCUGAAUUCCUGGCUCUACAGAAGGAAAUCUCUGAGCUGGGAUUGCAUUACUGUGUCCUCAACAUGCCCAUGCAGAAGCUGGGGCUCCCUGCCUACCGCAAGUUCAAUAUCGAAGCCUGGAUGCCCAGACAGGGCAAAUAUGGGGAGAUCUCCAGCACCUCCAACUGCACCGACUACCAGAGCUGGCACCUGAACAUCAUGUACAGCGACAGGGCUGGGCAGUUACGGCAUGCACACACAGUGAACAGCACCACCUGUGCUGUCUUCCAGAUGCUCAUCGCUCUCCUGGAGUGCAACCAGCUGCUGGACGGCCACGUCCACGUGCCCCCCGCCCUGCAGCCCCUCGUCGGCCAGGCCGUGCUCACCCAGCCCCCAGCCCCCCUGCUGCGCUACAUUGGCCUUAACCAGCCCCGGGGGGGCCGCAACGUGCCCUGAGCUGGGGGGGAUGACCCCCAGGU